GAGAGUGCUUGGAGGAGGCGGGACCUUUUGGAAAAAAUAGUCACGCAGAUUCACGCGAUAGUUCCUGUGCUAUAUAUUGGUAGCUGCCCACAGUGCCGGCCUCUUUCAAGCGAACGGGAGACACUAUGUCCCACCGUAAGUUUUCGGCUCCGCGACACGGAUCGCUGGGCUUCCUGCCCCGCAAAAGGAGUCGCCGUCACCGCGGUAAGGCCAAGAGCUUCCCCAAGGAUGACCCCAGCAAGCCGGUGCACCUGACCGCCUUCCUGGGCUACAAGGCCGGCAUGACCCACAUCGUCCGGGAGGUGGACCGACCAGGCUCAAAGGUGAACAAGAAAGAAGUGGUGGAGGCGGUGACCAUCGUGGAGACGCCCCCCAUGGUGGUGGUCGGCGUGGUGGGCUACGUCAGCACCCCCCGCGGCCUGCGCUCCUUCAAGACCAUCUUCUCUGAGCACAUGAGCGACGAGUGCAAGCGCCGCUUCUACAGGAACUGGUACAAAUCCAAGAAGAAGGCCUUCACCAAGUACUGCAAGAAGUGGCAGGAUGAGGAGGGCAAGAAGCAGCUGGAGAAGGACUUCUCUGCCAUGAAGAAGUACUGCCAGGUCAUCAGGGUCAUCGCUCACACACAGAUGCGUCUGCUGCCUCUCAGGCAGAAGAAGUCCCACCUGAUGGAGGUGCAGCUCAACGGAGGCACCAUCUCUGACAAGGUGGACUGGGCCCGCGAGAAGCUGGAGCAGCAGGUCGCCGUCAGCGCCGUCUUCAGCCAGGACGAGAUGAUCGACGUGAUCGGUGUCACCAAGGGUCACGGCUACAAGGGCGUCACCAGCCGCUGGCACACCAAGAAGCUUCCCCGUAAAACCCACCGUGGUCUGCGUAAGGUGGCCUGCAUCGGCGCCUGGCAUCCGGCCCGCGUGGCGUUCUCAGUGGCCCGCGCCGGCCAGAAGGGCUACCACCACCGCACCGAGAUCAACAAGAAGAUCUACAAGAUCGGCCAGGGCUACCACACCAAGGACGGCAAGGUGGUGAAGAACAACGCCUCCACCGAGUACGACCUGACCAGCAAGAGCAUCAACCCCCUGGGCGGCUUCGUCCACUACGGAGAGGUGACCAACGACUUCGUCAUGGUGAAGGGCUGCGUGGUGGGAACCAAGAAGAGGGUGCUGACUCUGCGCAAGUCCCUCCUGGUGCAGACCAGCCGCCGCGCUCUGGAGAAGAUCGACCUGAAGUUCAUCGACACCACCUCCAAGUUUGGCCACGGCCGCUUCCAGACGGUGGAGGAGAAGAAGGCCUUCAUGGGACCCCUCAAGAAGGACCGCAUCGCCAAGGAGGAGACGGUCUAGGCUCUGCUGCUGUCCUGCAGAGUUGUUUAAUAAAAACUGCUAAAAUCA
Messenger RNA from Fundulus heteroclitus (mummichog), 1385 nucleotides. It is a transcript of the gene rpl3, whose product is annotated as ribosomal protein L3. The record is from RefSeq and is a predicted model, not a curated record. Gene Ontology annotation, biological process: translation; ribosomal large subunit assembly. Lineage: Eukaryota; Metazoa; Chordata; Actinopteri; Cyprinodontiformes; Fundulidae. Bases 126 to 1337 code for a protein of 403 amino acids. Gene Ontology annotation, molecular function: RNA binding; structural constituent of ribosome. The transcript is spliced from 9 exons. Gene Ontology annotation, cellular component: ribosome; cytosolic large ribosomal subunit.